Messenger RNA from Fusarium vanettenii 77-13-4, 804 nucleotides. RefSeq lists its product as uncharacterized. Gene Ontology annotation, biological process: secondary metabolite biosynthetic process. The transcript is spliced from 2 exons. NCBI's taxonomy places the organism in Eukaryota, Fungi, Ascomycota, Sordariomycetes, Hypocreales, Nectriaceae. The coding region runs from base 1 to 804 and encodes 267 amino acids. Gene Ontology annotation, cellular component: cytoplasm; nucleus. The record is from RefSeq and is a predicted model, not a curated record.
AUGUCUCGGAUCCCGAAGCUCAACGCCGAAGAUACCCUCCACCUCCCCCGCGUCCUCUGUCUCCACGGCGGCGGUGUCAACGCUGAAGUCUUUGAGCUACAAUGCCGAGCCAUAAUUUCCCGGCUAAGCACAUCCCUCCGCCUCGUCUUCAUGCAAGCACCAUUCAUCUCAGCACCUCAUCCUCAAAUCGUCAGCGUCUACGGUGACUACGGUCCUUUUCGGCGCUGGCUCCGCUGGCAGCCCGACCACCCCGAGAUUGAAGCCGAGGCCGCAGCCGGGGAGAUCCGCUACCAAUGCCGACGGGCUAUGGAGGAUGACCCGGGGACGGGGGGGUGGGUCGGUGUGCUGGGCUUCUCUCAGGGCGCCAAGAUUGCUGCCAGCUUAUUGUGGACGCAGCAGCAAGUGACGGCAAAGUUUGGAGCUGCAGAGUCACUGACGCAUUUCAAGUUUGGAGUGCUCAUGGCUGGAAGGGCACCUCUGAUCAUGUUGGAUCAUCGUCUUCAGGAAAUGCCUCAUAUUGUUGACGCGGCCCUUCUAAGCUCCGAGUUUACUGACUGGCCCGAGACCAACGAGGGUGAUCAUGUGCUGAGCAUUCCAACUUUGCAUGUCCAUGGCCUACGAGACCCAGGAACGGAACAGCAUCAGGUCUUGAUGAACAAGUACUGCCAGACUGGUACGACAAGAUUGGUUGAGUGGGACGGUGGACAUAGAAUACCCAUCAAGACGCAUGAUGUGGAGGCUGUGGUUGAAAAGAUCUUGGAGCUUGCAAAAGAGACACAUGCAACCAAUGAGCUGCCCAAUUGA